CACAGCAGUCUGUUCCUGACAGUGAAGAUGCUCCCUCCUGGUGUAGGUGCAAAAAUCUCACCUGUACAUCAUACACAAGCCAGCAGAUGGCAUCCAACAGGACCCGGUGCACAACUCACUGGAUGUCCAGUAAUAUGGAGACCAUGGACUCUUACUAUGUCAGACACUCAACCUAAAAAAAAAGCUACUGGAUCCAGGCAGGUGUCUGACAUGCAAGGCUUUCAUCACCCAGUGAGGCUGUUCAUGCCCAGAUCUAAAAUCCAGGACUAUCUCUCUCAUCUGGGGAGGAAAGUUCUGGCCAGCUUUCCCGUUCAAGCCACUCUACACUUCUAUAAUGAUGACUCCAGCUCUGAAGAGGAGGAUGAGGAUGAAGAUGUGGAUGAAACAGAGACUGAGUUUAGGGUACCAGUAAAAAGGACCACAUAAAGGAAGGAUGCUUGAUGCAUGGACUAUAGAUGAUAUUUAACAGUGAUGUGAGCUUCAUACAGCCAGUGGUUAGUGGUCAUUAUCAUCAUUUUUUUGUGAUCCUUCUUCCCAGCCAGAAACCUUUGUUACGUUUGACCAGCCUUUGGAGAGCUGGAGGCUGUUUAUCUGCAUAAGUAUAGUCCUACACUAAAGUGCAUUUUCAGUGAACAGACAUGCUUGACUGUGGAACAAGGAUUAUUUGUUAUGCAGCUAUAGAAACAACUCUCAGAAAUGUAAUCUCGAGUUAACACAGCUGGGUUGUACUGAGUUGUGUAGCUGUACUGUUUGCUGGAUUUGGUGGUGGAGAUCCAGCACACUCCACUCCUGUGGAGGAAAAGCUGCUGUUUUGGAAACAAACUUAUGAAAGAACAGGCGAUCAUGGUAGCCGGUCUCAGGAAGCAGGAAUGGUGCGUGGAUACACAGCGGAACUGAGUCAUGGAACCAUGCAGCACUGGUACUGUUUACUCAAAUAAAGCAUAAACACACCUUUAACCUGAGCAAGUCUCAAACCUACUCCAUCACAUUCUCCUUCCUCAGGAGUGCACAUGGGACUCAGAGUGCAAGCUGGUUCAAAUUCAAACACUCUGCAUUCUGUACAGUGCAUGCUAUUAUAAUUAAUAUCACAUAUUACACUUUCAUUACAUUAGCUUACAAAUGUCUUAAUAGAGAUGUUGUAAUAUUGUGUUGUACAUUUAUGGGAUUUGUAUUUUUUUCUUACAUAUGUAAUGAAUAAAGAUUUAUUUUAAAAGA
This is a messenger RNA of Pangasianodon hypophthalmus (striped catfish), 1215 nucleotides long. RefSeq names its product ripply transcriptional repressor 3 (gene ripply3). The coding region runs from base 28 to 426 and encodes 132 amino acids. The transcript has 4 exons. Gene Ontology annotation, cellular component: nucleus. NCBI's taxonomy places the organism in Eukaryota, Metazoa, Chordata, Actinopteri, Siluriformes, Pangasiidae. Gene Ontology annotation, biological process: negative regulation of transcription by RNA polymerase II; embryonic pattern specification. The record is from RefSeq and is a predicted model, not a curated record.